Molecule: messenger RNA, 6409 nt
Organism: Lepidothrix coronata (blue-crowned manakin)
Lineage: Eukaryota; Metazoa; Chordata; Aves; Passeriformes; Pipridae
Gene: HP1BP3
Product: heterochromatin protein 1 binding protein 3
Exons: 12
Coding region: 3839-5515 (558 amino acids)
Biological process (GO): heterochromatin organization; nucleosome assembly
Cellular component (GO): nucleosome; chromosome; nucleus
Molecular function (GO): DNA binding; nucleosome binding
Source: RefSeq, a predicted model, not a curated record
AGGAUCAGAAAUGGGGACUAACUUGUGUUUUGUAUCCAGUAGCGUAUUUUAUUCCCUUGCACAAUUUUAGGCUGGUUUAAAUGACUAAAUACUCCUGGCCUGACUUAACCAAGUCCAGCUCAGUAAGCUGGAAAAGCCAAAGGCAGAGCAAUGAGUGCUGGAACAGCUCAGGGAAGCAGCCGGUGACAGCAUCAGCUAACUCCUGACAGAUACAUUUUGUGAAACACGUUUGUAUCCAAGGUGUUCCUGGAUGUACACUGUGACCAUGAGAUACUGAGGGCUGUGGGAAAGUAUCUGCCACCAGGGCUGGGUUUUUGGGGACGAGCUUGGAGGAUUUCAGGGGGCCAAAAGCCUUGAAAGAGUUGGCCAGCUUGCAGUUUAGAAAGUGAUGGUUUUUGGCUUGUUUGAUUUGGAUUUACAAAAGUAUUAACAUUUCCUGUGCUUUUUUUAGUAGUUUCUGAGACGUUUAAAUGCUCUUCAGCUUUAUAGAGUAGUAAACAAUUGCACAGUAAUCAAUAGCCUGUUUUUUAAAUCCAGUUUUACUUCGCUUUUUAAACCUUUCUGACGAUAACCAGUUGUUCUUGCUUGCACUGCUUCUAAGGUUGUUGGUUUUGUAUCCCUUGACACCCUGCAAGUGCAUAAAAACUGUUUUUACCCCUUUUUGACCCCAUUUCUAGACAGGGAUCAUGUACUUUAUACCAGUCCCAUCUAAGUGCAUCAGUCACCCAUUCGUGUCAUGUGACAGUAAGGGGACACCCCCCAGCUCAGGGCUGGACGUGCUUCCUCAUUUUUCCAUUGCAUAUUUGCUUUCAGCCUGCUCACCCUACCCCGAGUCCCUGUGACUUGGUGUUUCCAGCAGCCUCACACUUGGAUUGCCAUGUUCCAAACCUAAUUUAUCCCAAAACCUUUUCCCUUGAAGGGAGACUGAAGGCUGAGGUAAGUUGAAAAGUCUCAUGGCCAGCAGAAAUUCAAGGACUCAGCCAAACUAUGCCCCAAAUUAAUUUUUUUUUAAUGUUCUUGUGUCUGUUACAUUAGGGGGGGGACUCCACACUUCUGAAAUAUUGUCCAAAAUGUGUCUCAUUUGAAGCCUCUCUUUUUGCUCUGACAAUGUGCUGAUAACUCAGGAGAGAAUUGCUAUAGUUUUUUGUAACAGUUCCUGGAAAGCUCUCUGUACCUUUGGAUCUUCCAUUAGUGGACGUUCCCCGAGCUGGGAGACUGGACACAUUCCAGAAAACCAGAAAUUUGGGUAUUUUUGUUGCUUAUCAGCUCCCUGCUGGAUUACCAGCUUUGGAAUGACUAGUUCAUCUUAGUUUGGGAACCUGUGAACCUGCAGUUCAAAGGACCUUUAGGAAAAUGGGUGUGAGUAGCUGUGUGAGGAGUAACUUUCUGGGCUAGUGUGAGUCCUGCUGGUUGUUUCAUUGCUGAUGUGAUUUUAUUUUUCUGAGUAGACCAGAUUUAAGUGUUCAUGAUGCUUGUGAUUGUAACUGUGGUUCCUGUUUAGAGCUGUCUUUUGAAAUGGAGUGUUCAGGUAAUGUUUUGUGCGACUUGAUUUUUCUGUUAAAUGAAUCUAUUUUAUUUGUAGGGGGGAAUCAGUUUUCCUACAUUGCUGUUGCAAAGCCACCUGGUUUUUUGCUUCAUCUUUUUGAGGGACUAAAUUCAGGCCUGUUUGUGAUUGAUAUUUCACACCCAGUGCAGAAAAACGACUUUUGAUCCCUGUGUGGAAAGAAAGGGGCUGAGCAGGUGCAGUGAGAUGCUCUCACAAGGUGGGGCUUGUGACUUUGCCCCUGGAGACUCUCAGUGCUUUGAAGCCAGGAGGAGAUUAUCCUCCUGCCCCCUUGAUUCCCUUUUGAGCAGGAGAUGAUCCAUGCAGAGGGAAUCAACGAUUUCUGCUGGAUUCUGCCUUAUUUGCCUGCGUUGUAGGCACAGAAGGGAGGAGUUGUGCUGUGUUAAGUUUUAUUCUUCAGAGCAAAAAGGCUCAAAUGGUUUGUACACUGAUCUAAACAAAGAGAUUUUUAGAACUCAGGCAAUUUUAAGUCAAAGUUGAGAGUACUGUGUUUUCAUGCAUGUGCCAUGCAGGUCACACAGUUUAAAAAUAAAGAAAACCCAGGACCAGGUCAGCCACAGUGUGGCUUGUGUGUGUGUCAUCCCAGGGAAUGUGCCUUUUGUAUCCCCCAACUGAUUUCCCUAAGGAGGGAUUUGGAGUUGUUUGUUUUAGGAGUCGUUUCAAAAUGUUGUCAUUUUUUUAAAGGACUUCAGGCUCUGCGUACCUGAAAAAACAUUGGAUAUCGAGCUGAAGCCUGGUGAAAAAUUUCAUUUUUCCUCCCACUUUCCACACUUAAGGAAGGAUUAUUCCUUAAAACAGGCCAAAAAGGUGCUGGGCUGUAGUUCAUAUGUUCUAAUUGACCAUUAGUAUUUUUUCCCAUCCUGACAUUUCACAGGAAAGCUUCAUUCAUCUCUCUUUUUUUUUUUUUUUUUGGGUUUUGGCAUGUGGUGUGUUUUGAUUCUUUCUGUUUUGUCUCAGAAGAAAACAUCCGGUGCUGCUGGGCUUUGCUUUCCCUGGUGCUGAGACAAGUCCAUGGUUUUUCAGAGUGACUGUUCAGCUCCUGUCAGAAGUGCUUCUGAUUAGGAAUCCCCAGUGCUGGAAAAUGAGAGGACUCUGUUUUGGGCAAGAAUUGGUGUUGGUGUGGUACAGGGCAAUGGGGAGAGCAGUGCUAAGUGCUGAAAAAGUGCUGAAAGUCAUCUUGAAAACAGGGCUGGCAGUGAUGGUGGGUCUCUGUUCAAGAGGAAAACGCUCAGGUUGGGGAAAAUACUUAUUAAAAGGGAAAAUGUGUGGGAAGUGCCUGCCUUCUGAGCAAAAACCCACCUAGAAGAGGGGGAAAUGGGAGCAUUUGGCUAUUGCUCUGUAAGGAAGGGAAGCACACAGGCUGGAGGCUGGAACUGGGAUGGGUCCAGCCCCGGUUUGCUGGAGGUGAGGCUUUGCUUCUGGGGUUUUUGAAAGGGGUGCUGAGAGGAACUGAACGAACCUGUCUUGUGAUGAGCCCUGUUCUGUGAUGGAGUCAGUGGAGCCCCUCUCCAUAGGAGGGGCCAGUGCAGGCAGGUGGGCAACAGGUAAGAAAGGCUGUAAAAGUGUAACAGUAGUUAGGAGUGAGCCUUGGUGAGGGUUAAACUAAGCUUAACCUGUUUGGCAUCCAUGGCAGUGUGUGUGCUUGGAGCAGAGUUUUGGAAAGCUUACCUUUUUUGGUGGAAAGCAUGGAAAAUGCUGGUUUGUUUGUUAUCUUUUUUAUCGAAAGACUCCUUCUUUUCUUUAAAUGCAUGGGGUUUAAUUUGGGGUGGGGGCAUGGUUUGGGUCCCCAGUGUUUGUGUUUCCUGCCCAACAGACUGAAUGGUUUAAUUGCUUGCUCUGUGUUCAGCUCCUGCUCUCACCCAACGUCACUGAGGGCCACGGUGCAAUGGCUGCUUUUUGCUAACGCUUGCCCUGAAUUUAAAGAGCCUUUUUAAUUUUCAGCCAUGUUUUAAUGGAGCAGGUCUGGCUUGCACCUUCCCCAGUUCUGCUCCAUCCCUAGCUCUGCAGUUCCCAUCCACGUUUUAGCCCCUCUGUUGAAUGCAAGUGUUGCUUGUCAGUUGUGUUAGUCACGAGCUGUAAACCAUUUACCCUUUUCUUUUUAAUCUUUAGUUUGAUAGAUACGUGGACGUAGAUGUUUUUGUUUUGUUAAUUUUCACACCACAUCUUUUCUGUACUUUAGGUUGACUCCUCACUGCACUGUGAAAACCAUUAGGAAAAAGUUCCUUGGGGUUAAAACCUGGGGCUCCACAGUGUUGGGGCUAGAAAUUAAUUUAAAUGGCGACUGAUCUGUCUGAAGCUGAACCCGUGCAUCAUAAGGCGCUUCCACUCUUAACGGGAGCUCAGCUGAUCCACACGGACAAGUUAAGUGAGAAAGUUGAAGACGACACGAUGCCAAUCCGCCGCUCCGUGAAUUCCACUUCCCGGGAAACUCCUCCCAAGAGCAAACCUGCCGAGGGGGAAGAGGUCAAAGCAGAUGCAGAAGUCACCUCUGAGGAAUCUGCCUCUGUUGGAGAGGAACAAGAGACUGAAACCCUGCCUGCUGCAUCCAAUGAAGCAGAACAGCCAAAGGAACCUGAGAAUGAAGGGAAGGGGGAAACAAAGUCCUCAGAAGAAACCAAAAAGGACGAGAAGGAUCAGUCCAAGGAGAAGGAGAAGAAGGUGAAGAAGACCAUCCCUGCGUGGGCCACGCUCUCUGCCAGCCAGCUUGCCCGGGCACAGAAGCAGACCCAGAUGGCAGCCACCUCCCGGCCCAAAAUGGAUGCCAUUUUAACCGAGGCCAUCAGGGCCUGCUUUCAGAAGAGUGGUGCCUCGGUCGUUGCAAUAAGGAAAUACAUCAUCCACAAAUACCCUUCCCUGGAGCUGGAGAGGAGAGGGUACCUCCUGAAGCAAGCACUGAAAAGGGAGCUGGAGAGGGGGAUCAUUAGGCAGGUGAAAGGAAAGGGAGCUUCUGGAAGCUUUGUGGUGGUGUCUAAUGCAGGAAAAACUGUUCCAAAAGCCAGAGACAGAAAGAAAAGCACCUCCGCCCCGACUGCAGAGCAGCAGGUGAAGCUGGAGGACGUCCUGCCCCUGGCCUUCACCCGCCUGUGUGAGCCCAAGGAAGCUUCUUACAGCCUGAUCAAGAAAUACGUGUCUCAGUAUUACCCCAAACUCAAAGUAGAUGUAAGGCCCCAGCUGUUGAAGAAUGCCCUGCAGAGAGCUGUAGAGAAGGGCCAGUUAGAGCAGAUCACAGGGAAAGGAGCGUCUGGGACAUUCCAGCUGAAGAAAUCAGGGGAGAAGCCCCUGCUGGGUGGGACUCUGAUGGAAGACGCCAUCCUGUCUGCUAUUGUGGCCAUGAACGAACCGAAGACCUGCUCCACCACAGCGCUGAAGAAGUAUAUCCUGGAAAAUUACCCAGGGACCAACUCCAACUUCCAGGUGCAUCUACUGAAGAGAACCCUGCAGAAAUGUGAGAAGAAUGGCUGGAUGGAGCAAAUUUCUGGCAAGGGCUUCAGUGGAACCUUUCAGCUUUGCUUCCCUUAUUAUCCCAGCCCAGAUGUGCUCUACCCAGAGAAGCAGCAGGAUGAGGACUCCGAGGAAUCUGAUGAGGAAGAAGAGGAGGAAUCUGAGGAGGAAGAAGAAUCUGAAGAGGAAGAGUCUGAGGAGGAAGAGCCCCCACCAAAGAAGAGGAUGCAGAAGAGGCCACCUCCCAAAUCCCGGAGCAGGGCCCCUCCGAUGAAGCGAAGAGAGUCCAAACCCAAGCCAAGGAAAACCCCCGCAGCCCGCCGGGGGAAAGCAAAGCCCCCUCCCAAGGUUAAAACCCCUGCUAAGAAAGCCAAACCAGCAGCCCCAGCCAUCAAGAAACCCUCUGGUGGCAGCUCUUCCAAGAAACCAGCAGCCAGUGGGAGGAAGGAAGUGAAACCCUCUGCUAAGGGCAAAUCCACCAUGAGGAAAUCUCUCCGGGCAAAAAAGUAAAAUGUUUCCAGUGUCAGGGAACCCCAUGGUCAAACCCACAAUCUUGUUUUAUAAGUCAACGUGCAUUUGUAUUUUAGUUCUGAUGCUUAAACACUUCUUUAUUUUUUUUUUUAUUUUUGUUUUCUUGAAUGAUGGGGGAAAAGCUGAAAACUAAAUCAAACCGCCCCGAGCGUUCGGUAGAUCUCGAUGCUGUGCCUCGUGCCUGCCCCUCCCCUGGAACGAGUCAUCUUUAGUUUCUGCAAUAAUUUUAGGACUUUUCUAGGACGUCUCUAAUCUGUACAUUUACGGUGUUCCGCGUGGGUUCCGGGGGGAGGGUUGGCUCUUAAAACAAUUCUUCAAAGAAGAUCUUUAUAUCUUUAGACAGCAGGAACAGGAUGACUGGGGGAAUGUGAUUCCUUAAUGAGAAGGUGCCGCGGCAGAAGAGUCCUCCCUAGAUCCCUGCAUGCCGAGGGCCUUGGCGCUUCCGUGGGGGAGCCGUGUACAUACAGCACUUGCACUGAGCCCCGAGGCGCUGCUUUCCUCAGAGCCACGGGCUGAGGGGGUGGCACAUCCAGCUCCUCCCGACCAGCCAGGGCUGUGUGACGAGGGUGAGUCGCAUCUUCGGCCUCUCCUGAGGGUCUGGUGCCAGAGGGGCUCCAAAAGGGGCAGUUCUCGAUCAGGCGGGUGAUUUGAAUUAGUGUUUCCACACCACAUCUGUUACCUUGAAACCAAAAUAUAUCAAAGUCUUCUUGAAUCCAACUUUCAGAUGUUUUUAAGAGAUGAAAAAGCCUGAGUUUGUCCCCUCUUGUUUACCCUUUUUUAAAGAGAAGUUGGAGAGCUAUACAAUUGCUAAUGUAGAGAUGUUGAUAAGUGAAGAACAUGCGGUUUGCUAAAAUAAAAUGAAACUAGAUUCCA